Molecule: messenger RNA, 374 nt
Organism: Orcinus orca (killer whale)
Lineage: Eukaryota; Metazoa; Chordata; Mammalia; Artiodactyla; Delphinidae
Product: ubiquitin-fold modifier 1-like
Exons: 1
Coding region: 52-276 (74 amino acids)
Biological process (GO): protein K69-linked ufmylation
Cellular component (GO): nucleus; cytoplasm
Source: RefSeq, a predicted model, not a curated record
CAAAAUAAAUGCCUAGGUUAGCGUGGGGUUUCUGUCCAGACCGGCUGCACCAUGUCGAAGGUUUCCUUUAAGAUCACACUGACGUCGGACCCACAGCUGCCGUACAAAGUACUCAGUGUUCCCGAAACUACACCUUUUACAGCAGUCUUAAAGUUUGCAGCAGCAGAAUUUAAAGUUCCUGCAGCAACAGGUGCAGUUAUUACCAAUGAUGGAAUAGGAAUAAAUCCUGCACAGACUGCUGGAAAUGUUUUUCUAAAGCACGGUUCAGAACUGUGAAUAAUUCCUAGAGAUUGUGUUGGAAGUUGUUAAUAUCUGCUGCUUGGAACAUAAAAUCCCCUUCCAGAAUAAAUAUUGGUAUUUUUAUUGUUGUAAAA